AUGGGUUUGUUCAUUAUAAUAUCAAUCAGAUAAAUCUAUUUUUGGAUUAUCAAAUUCAUGAUGAUGAAAAUUAAGUUAUUGCUUAUCUUGAAAAUUAACAAAUUUUAAUUAUGGAAUAGGGAUAUCCAAAUUAUUGGUUAAUAAAACACAAGAUUUAAGUAGUUGAUUUGGGUUUUAGAAUAUGUUUUGUGA
This is a messenger RNA of Paramecium pentaurelia, 192 nucleotides long. The record is from the annotation of a GenBank genome assembly. Lineage: Eukaryota; Ciliophora; Oligohymenophorea; Peniculida; Parameciidae.